This is a messenger RNA of Saprolegnia diclina VS20, 1019 nucleotides long. RefSeq lists its product as hypothetical. The transcript is spliced from 6 exons. Gene Ontology annotation, molecular function: calcium ion binding. NCBI's taxonomy places the organism in Eukaryota, Oomycota, Saprolegniomycetes, Saprolegniales, Saprolegniaceae. The record is from RefSeq and is a predicted model, not a curated record. The coding region runs from base 1 to 933 and encodes 310 amino acids.
AUGUUUCGACGUACGCCCAAGCAAGCGGCCGCCAACGAGCUCGGUGACCCGACGCUGCUCGCUGCAGAAUCCAUCUUCUCGGCCAAGGAGAUCCAAAGCCUCCAGCUCCGAUUUCGGCGGCUGCUGCAAGGAAGCGACUCGACCAUCGUGGCGGCUCGGCUCUUGCACGAGCCGGAGUUUCAGUGCCAUGCGCUCGCACCCCUCUUGCUGCGUCACGGUCGCUUGGACUUUGACGCGUUCUUGCGCCUUCUCACGGUCCUCCACCCGACCAAGACGUCAUUGGUGGCCAAGCGCUCGGCCCUCUUUCAUCUCUACGACGUGGACGCCGACGGUGUCGUGUCGGCGAGCGACAUGAAGAGUGCGUUUCAGCGCUUGCGACCAGACGGCUCCAUCGACGACGUCCUCGACAAUGACGUCGCAGCCGCCUUUCACAGCGUGCCAUCGCAAAGCGGCCUUUCUCCGGACGCAUUUGCCCAGUUGGUAUCGGACGACGAUGUCCUCGCGGCGCUGUCGUUCCUCUUGGCCCACCGACACGAAGGCUGCACCCGGGACGUCGUCGUUCAAAAAGCGCUCGAAGGAUGCCAUCUGCACGUUGCAGAGUAUCUCCUCGCUCUCGGCUACCCGUUCCCGACCUCGACGCCACUUGUACACGACGAUUCCGUCAUCCUUGGCGUCCUGCAGCUUUUGGUCAAGCACGGCGCGUCCUGGGACGACGACUGGGUGAGCUCACGUACCAAGGCCAACCAAACGAUCCAGCUGGCGCCGGGCGCGGCAGCGCGUGCUACGACGUUACUGAUGGCUGACGAGGUUGUUAACUGGGCCUUGGUUCUCACCAUUGGUCAUCUCAAGACGACGGACGCGAUCGCAUUGGUCCAUGACGACGAGCUCAAGGCGCAGCUCACGCACCUGCUCGCAAAGAAGCGCAAGCGAUAGCCGCACAAGCCCUUGCCGCGCAAGCCCUCGAAACCGGGACGACGCGCACUCCAUCUGUGUGUUUGAUUGCUCUGCGAGUAGUGUUU